AUGCGAUUACUCCCAGCAUUUGCAGCAGCUCUCCUGGGCACGACGCAGGCCAAAAUCUACCACUUCUCCAACGAGGUUAUCAGUGGCGAGGUCCUCGUCCGGUACAUCUCCGACGAUGUCUUCGACGCUCCCAAGGUAGGCCCGUUGAACGGCUCGACCUACGACUGGUGGUACUUUGACGCCGUGUCUUCUACCAGCAAUGCGUCAGUCGUCUUGGUUCUCUACCGGUCCACCCCGGGAGAAUUCCCUUACGUCUUGGAAGGCUCCACGGCAUCUGUCAAUUUGUUCAUUACUGGGAAGGACGGGAUUCCGCAGUAUUACCCCAUCCCAAACCUGCCCGGUCGCGACGGCGCGGUUACAAUCUCUACCAAUGGCCAAGGGGCAUCUGGAAUCUGGAAGAGCACGAGGUUCAGUUUCUUCGGGUCUUCAGACCUCAGCAGCUAUACAGUUCAUGUCAACGCGCCCGUGCUAGGAUUGGAUGGAACGCUUUCGUUGUCAUCGAGAGCGCCAGCCCAUUAUCCAUGCGGACCGAACCAGCCAGGCGAAAACCUCCUCGCCUCGCCUCAUGUAGGAUGGGCGAAUGCCAUGCCGGAUGCGAAAGCCGCGGCCUCGUUCACAAUCAACGGGACCGACAUUCGGUUCACGGGAGUCGGCUACCGCGAUAAGAACUGGGGCGACCAGCCGUUCGGCCAUCACGUCGCGACCUGGUACUGGGGUCACGGUCGCCUGGGGCCCUUUUCUUUGGUAUGGCUAGACGUGCUGCACCCGAGUGGGCGCAAGUAUGUGAGCGGGUACGUGGCCAAAGACGGAGCUGCUUUGAACAACUCCUGCGCGACGGAGGCCAUCCAGGUUCAUCCAUGGUUUGCUACUUUGACCAGGAACGCGUCUUUCCCCGACGAAUUCACCGUGGUAAUGGAGCUGGCAGAUGGUCCCUUGCGUGUGACGGCGAGGAACCGCCUGAUGAUUGCGUCGGGAGCCACGUACCGUCGUUGGUUUGGGAGCAUGUCGGGAGGCAUCGUCAAUCAAACCCAGUAA
Aspergillus melleus is the source of this 1035-nucleotide messenger RNA. RefSeq lists its product as uncharacterized. The transcript has 2 exons. NCBI's taxonomy places the organism in Eukaryota, Fungi, Ascomycota, Eurotiomycetes, Eurotiales, Aspergillaceae. The coding region runs from base 1 to 1035 and encodes 344 amino acids. The record is from RefSeq and is a predicted model, not a curated record.